UUCAGUUAGCCGCGCACGCUCGUGGAACGCACUUGGAUAGCUCGCUGUUGUACCUUCACCUGUGUUCCAAGUUGAGCACUUUAUUUGUGGGCCCAAUCUAAUCGCAGUGAAAGUGGAUUUCAGAUUAAAAGCGAAGCGAUUGGCAUACCAAAUUGCCCCCUUCGAUCGGAAUUAAAUCUUAAUGUUUAGUCUGUCCACGAUUUUGGUUGUGAACGAGUGUGUUAACUAGCCGGCGGCAUGGGCAUCAAGGUCAAGGAGACGACCCCCGGGCAAAUCGAGGAGCUGCGCGAAAGGUUUAACAGCAAAUAUGCCUCAUCACCGCCCGCAGUACCCUUCCAUCCAGUGGAUCUUGAUCGCAUUCGCAACGAAAAUCUUUGGCUACAGCGAUUCCUGGAAAUGUAUGAUCUUGACAUGGAUACGGCAUUUAAUAAUUUGUGGCAGACGUGUGCCUGGCGCCAAUCAUAUGGUGCCAAUGAUCUCGACGAGAGCCAGUUGAACCAGGAAUAUCUAAAGGAGGGAUCAGUAUUUGUGCACAGCACUGAUAUCGAUGCCACGCCCCUGUUGGUAUUCCGCGUUAAGCUUCAUAGUAAAUCCAAGAAUCUGGAUGACCUGAUCCGCAUCGUAGUGUACUGGGUGGAGAGAACCCAGCGGGAGCAGCAUUUGACAAAGCUGACCAUAUUCUUUGACAUGGCGGGCACUGGAUUGGCCUCCAUGGACUUGGAUUUCGUUAAGCGGAUUGUCGAGACAUUCAAGCAGUACUAUCCUAAUUCCCUGAAUUACAUUUUGGUGUUCGAACUGGCCUGGGUGCUAAAUGCUGCCUUUAAGGUCAUCAAGGCCCUGCUGCCACCGAAAGCAGUUGAGAUUUUGAAAAUGAUAUCGAAAAAGGACAUCGGCCAGUAUAUAACCAAGGACAAAAGCCUGGCCAGCUGGGGUGGCGAGGAUAACUACGAAUUUAGCUUUGUGCCGGGGGCCAAACAGUCCGCCAAGCCGGUGGCCGCCAAUGCCGGUGAUGAUGAGCAGUUCGCGGACAAGAAGGUCACCUUUGCCAAUACCGCUCCCCUGGUGCUCAAGGAGUCCAACAUCAACGAGAUGCACACUCCAUCCGAGGCCAUGCUGCAAAUAGAUCCCAAGGAGUUUGUCAACUUUAACUCGAAGAAUGCGGAGGCCACGCUGAACCUCAAGUCGAUUGCCAAGUCGGCUGUGACCUACAAGAUCCAAACCACAUCGCCGGAGAAGUUCAGAGUGCGACCCCGCUGCGGAAUAAUCCAGCCAAACCAGGAGGCCUCCAUUAACAUAUGGCUCAAGUCGGAGCACCAGCUCAGUGCCGAGAGCAAGGACAAGUUCCUGGUCAUGGCCAUGGUGGCUCCGAGCAGUGAAUGCUGUGGCUCCGAUGUGACCGAUCUCUGGCGGAACAAAUCCCCAUCGGCGGUGGACGUGGAGCAGCACCGGUUGGUCUGCCGCUUCGAUGCUCCGAAAGCGCCACCGGAUUGUCCGAACAAGGCCAGCAAGGCCAGUGUAGAUGGCAAGAAAUCCUCGAUUGGGAACGAUCCGGCCUCGGUGAUGGAGCGCCAGUUGGCAUUUACCCAGAACCUGCAAUAUGUGACGCUGGCGCUGCUUAUGCUGCUCUUUGCCGGCUUCGGAUUCCUGAUGUACCAGCAGAUGGGCCACCACUCGUCCACCUGCCCCAAGGCGACGGCGUAUUCGUGCGCCAAGCGCAAAUAAUAUUUACUUUCACCGUGUAAUCUGACCAGGCAGGAGCUGAACGAUGCCGCUCGCAACAGCCACAAUAAUGAAGACCACGAUUGCGACUGCCCUGAGCUGGGUAACUGCGCCAGUGCGUUCGAUCUGAUGGAAUUGGGUCUGGACUGCGCCGAAGACAUGGACCAGUUCGAUGGCGAGUGCCUGGAGGCCCUGAUCCAGACGCAUCUGCAGCUGUGUCGCAGCUGUCAAGGCAUCGGCGACGACGGGCAGCUGGGCGGCGUGGCUGCCGGCGGCCAUCUGCUAGGACUCAUCGCCUUCGCAAGGAAGCUGGUGCGCGUCGUCCUUUCGCUGUCGCUGCUGUGCGGCAUCUUGUUCGUGAGCUUCUACCUGGGAAGCAACUACGGCGGAAACUCCACCACCACCACCAUCACAACCUCCCUAGCCACAGUUGACUCAGGCAGAGGCAAUCGUCAGCCGUGUUACUACUCGUAGUCAAGCCAAAAUCCACACUUAUAUGAUAUCCAGGGUGGUUCGAUUUGUUUGCCAGAAAUUGCAAUUUGUAUGUCAAUGAUAACAUUUGACCCUUGCCUGAUAUUUAAAAAAAAAAAUGCACGUGGGAACCGAAAUAUUAAAUUCUUCAUACCUACUUCAUUGGUUUGCAUGAAAAAAGCCUGGAUUUUUUUUCUUUGAAAUGGAUAAAGGGUCAAACCUAACAGUUUACCUAUAGUUUCUCCAAAUUUUAUAAUGAUUCCUUCGCUUUCGGAGGUUCCUUCAUUUGUGUUCCUUUCCUGCAAAUCGAGUCACCCUAAAUAUAAACAUAUUUAUAUAUACAUCUUUAGAUCUAUGCUAAAGUAACAUUUUGUGUUGUUGUCUUGAUAUUAUUCGAGUAAAUGGUGUACCCCACGCUUACUGCCCCAAUCUUUGUAACUAUUUUGUCGGUAAUCUCCCGGUCCUCCACGCCUGAGCCAAGAACUUAUAGAACACUGUGAGUAGGAUAUGUAUGUCUCUUUUUGUAAAUUAUAUAAACAAAUAACCGAUUAUUUAUGUCGAAUUAAAGUUGAUUAGUUUGUAAAUAAA
This is a messenger RNA of Drosophila elegans, 2778 nucleotides long. Its product is annotated as motile sperm domain-containing protein 2. The record is from RefSeq and is a predicted model, not a curated record. The transcript is spliced from 7 exons. The coding region runs from base 238 to 1722 and encodes 494 amino acids. Lineage: Eukaryota; Metazoa; Arthropoda; Insecta; Diptera; Drosophilidae.